UUUUGAAAUUUUGUUCAAUCAAAUUCGGCUAUAUGUUUUGCUAAGUUCUUUUCAUCCCAUUCCUAAUCAUGGCUGAUUGCGGAAUUGUUCUUUGAUGUUUUAUACCAACACCUAAAUGUUAGUAACUCUACAACCCAAUCCCUGAUGCUUUCUCCCAGAUUCAAUGCAACCUUCAAAAAAAUUUCCUCCUCCAUUACAUUUCCAUAUACUUUUUCUACUUUCGUCACUUCCAGGCCAAUUUCUUCCCAAACUCAUGCCAUUUUCCCCCAAUCAUCUUCAACAUCACCCCAAUCUCUUGUCAAAAAAAUUUGUCUUCAAGUCUUACAAUCAUAUCACCAACAUACCCACCACAAAUUUUCACCAUUCAAGCUUAAUCUUGACAUAGACAUUGAAUCUCUAUCCAAUGAUCAAGCUAUCACCAUUGUUGCUUCCUUGGCUGAAGAGGGUGGUUCGAUUGUGGCAUUGAGUUUCUUAAAUUGGGCAAUUGGGUUUUCUAGAUUCCGAUAUUUUAUGCGUUUAUACAUUGUUGCUGCCUCUUGUUUGAUUAGUAAUGAGAACUUUGAAAAAACCCAUGAAUUGUUGGUUCUUAUGGUGAGGAAUUUUACUGAGGUUGGAAGGUAUAAAGAGGCUGUUAGCAUGGUUAUUGAAAUGCAUAAUCAGGGAUUAACUCCCAAUACUUAUACUUUGAAUAGCAUUAUCAAGUUUGCUUGUGAAUUGGGUUUGGCUGAGUAUGCAGAGUAUGUGUUCGAUGAAAUGUCUAUGAGAGGUGUGCGGCCGAAUUGUUGUAGUCAUGUCAAUAUGGUUGUGGGUUACUGUAGAAUGAAUAACAUUUCUAAGUUAGAUAAGUGGCUUAAUCGAAUAGUUGAACAGAAGUUUGUUGUUGAUAACGCAACAUGUACACUGGUGAUUUGUACAUUUUGUAGGAUAGGUAACAUAAGCAGGGCAUUGUGGUUCUUUUAUAAGAUGAUGGAAAUGGGAUUUACACCAAAUCUUAUUAAUUUCACAUGUUUGGUUGAUGGGUUAUGCAAGAGGGGUAAUAUUAAGCAAGCGUUCGAGUUGUUAGAAGAAAUGGUUAGCAGAGGUUGGAGACCUAAUGUCUACACACACACAACCUUAAUUGAUGGACUUUGCAAAAAGGGAUGGACUGAAAAGGCAUUUCGGUUAUUUCUUAAGCUUGUUCGAAGCGAUAACUAUAAACCAAAUGAGCGCACUUACACUGCCAUGAUUAAUGGGUAUUGUAAGGAGGGAAAACUGAAUCGAGCAGAGAUGUUACUUGGGAGGAUGAGAGAACAAGGAUUGGUGCCAAAUGUUGAUACCUAUACAACCCUCAUUGAUGGGUAUUGUAAAGCAGGAAAUUUUGAUAGAGCAUAUAGUUUUAUAGAUAUAAUGAUGAAAGAACGAUUAACCCCUAAUAUGUUUACUUACAAUGCCAUUGUAAAUAGUCUCUGUAAGAAAGGAAGGUUUGAGGAAGCUUGUGAUCUUCUUCAAGAGGCUAUAACACUUGGACUUCAACUCGAUAGAGUCACGUACACGAUUCUCAUAUCGUCUUCAUCAAGGUGUGGUGAUCCCAAACAAGCCUUAGCGUGGCUUUGUAAGAUGACGAAACUGGGUUUUAGGCCUGAUAUAUACACAUGUAACACCCUAAUUGCCUUAUUCUGCAGGCAGAAAAGAAUGGAGGACAGCGAGAGGUGGUUCGAAGAGGCUAUUAAACUUGGCCUUGUUCUUACUAAGGAAACCUUCACUUCCAUGAUUUGUGGGUAUUGUAGAGUAAGUGAUAUUAACUCAGCUAUGAGAUUCUUUCAUCAAAUGAAUGAGCAUCAUUGUGUGCCUGAUAGUUUCACGUAUGGUGCUUUAGUGAGUGGGCUAUGCAAGGAAGGCAAACUUGAAGAGGCUCGCAAGAUGUAUGACGCCAUGAUUGACAAAGGGUUGUCACCAAGUGAGGUGACUCGACUUACUAUAUGUUACGAGUACUGCAGAAUUAGUGACACUAGCAAUGCAAUUAAAGCUUUGGAACGGCUGGAGAAUAAGCAAUGGAUCAGGACAGUGAGAACUUUGAUCAGGAAGCUCUGUAGUGAAGGGAAAGCGGAGAUGGCAGCAAUGUUUUUCCGAAAACUUUUGGAUAAACAGCAAAAUGUAGAUCGCAUAACCGUGACAGCAUUCAUGACUGCUUGUUAUGACAGUGGGAAAUAUGAACUUGUUUCUGCCUUCUCUGAGAGGCUUUUCAUGACAGAAACUCCGAAAGAUCAGAAAUAACUUUGAAGUUCAUUGAUAAAUCUAGGGAUUGGAAUGGCUGUCAGGUUGCCAGCAUUAGGAUUAUGUUGAAGACUGAGGUUAUUUUGAUAAAUCUAGCAUUAAAUUCAAGGUCCAAAUUAUUGUGGCAAAAGUGUGAUAAGAUUUGAGGUUUAAACCAAAAAAUUUCAAUCAGAAACAAUUUCUCUGCUGAUUGCAAGGGAAUGAUUCACCCUAUAUCUAUGGCUUUGAGGUCAAAAUUUAGAUCAGUUUGAUGUGUAUGGUUGAGAGAAAUUUGUUCCAUAUCCCUUGGAUAGAGGAAAACCUUUAUAGCAAGAGCUCGAAUGGAGUUGCGAGUGGAACCGGAAAUUACUCGAACCGACCCUUCACAGUCCACAGAUGGCUGAACUUGUCUUGCCAGAUUCAUGAUGCUGCACACUAGGGAUGCUCUGUUGCUUGCUAGUUGUGGCUGAAUAAGGUGAUUUGAUUUAACAUUCUGGAUACAUGGGUUUGGGUUCUAGUUAGGAUUUGGAUGGGUUAUUGUUUCGAAGUCGAGUUGAUUUGUCGUCAAAAGUCAAUCAUAAACAAUCUCUUUAAUAUUAGAAAAGUUGCGUACUUUCAAUGACAUUAUAGUAAAAAUACAAUUUUGUUAUAUGUUACAUUUCUUAUGGCGAUAUUUAGAAUACAAUCUCUGGUUAAAAUUAUAUGUUACACUUGAAUAGAACUACUAUUGUUCUACUUAUUUUUAUGUAUAAGAAAAAACAAAGAAUUCGUCUCAAAGUUAUUCUUUGUAAGUAGUUCUCAUCUAGUAGG
Amaranthus tricolor (Joseph's coat) is the source of this 3042-nucleotide messenger RNA. Its product is annotated as pentatricopeptide repeat-containing protein At4g19890. The coding region runs from base 145 to 2253 and encodes 702 amino acids. The transcript has a single exon. The record is from RefSeq and is a predicted model, not a curated record. Gene Ontology annotation, molecular function: protein binding. Lineage: Eukaryota; Viridiplantae; Streptophyta; Magnoliopsida; Caryophyllales; Amaranthaceae.